Messenger RNA from Acipenser ruthenus (sterlet), 7353 nucleotides. RefSeq names its product WW domain containing E3 ubiquitin protein ligase 2 (gene wwp2). The record is from RefSeq and is a predicted model, not a curated record. The transcript has 24 exons. Gene Ontology annotation, biological process: protein K63-linked ubiquitination; negative regulation of transcription by RNA polymerase II; regulation of monoatomic ion transmembrane transport. Lineage: Eukaryota; Metazoa; Chordata; Actinopteri; Acipenseriformes; Acipenseridae. Bases 130 to 2784 code for a protein of 884 amino acids. Gene Ontology annotation, molecular function: ubiquitin protein ligase activity; protein binding.
GGCAGGGGGCGGGGACUAUCUUCACUUUUCCGGUCAGGUUGCCAAUGUCACGUGACCCUGUGAUAGAGGCGGAAGUGAAAGUAAACUGAGAACAGCGGAGCCUGGCUGAGAGAGCUGUAAUGAUCUGUAAUGGCAUCUGCCAGUUCGAGUAGAACUGGGAUUGGCCCAACCUCAGAAAAAUCACAGUUGACCUUAAAAGUUUUAUCAGCAAAGCCUCAGUCCCCCAAAGCACCCAGCAGAAACUCCCGAAUCAACUCCUUUGUGGAAGUCACCCCAGACGGACUAUCAAGUGAGACCAAAAAGACUGGAAAAUGUAGUGGGAAUCCUGAGCUCCAUUGGAAUGAAAAUCUCACUUUGAAUGUUACCCCCCAGAGCCAUCUGGACCUGAAGCUGUGGAGCUGUCACACUCUGAGAAACGAGCUCCUGGGGAGUGCCUCCAUUGACAUCUAUGACACUUUAAAGAACAACAAUGGCAAAAUUGAGAAUAUUCAGCUGAACCUGAACCUGCAGACGGAGAACAAAGGCAGCCUUGUGUCAGGCGGAGAGCUGUCCGUGUGCCUUGAUGGACUGGCUGUUGAUCUAGGAAGUUUGCCUAAUGGCAGCGCCGUGACAGACAAAUCACAACAGGAUGAAAAAGACAAUGCAGACACAAUCCAGAGUGAUGAUGAGUCUCAAAACCUGCUCCCUGCCACCAGCACCCCUGGAGCCAGAGAAAGACACUUGCCUGAAACUUCCCGAAGCGGGUCAGCGGUUAAUGGAGACGGUGCUGUGAACAGCGAACAGAGUCCCAGUACCAGGAACAGACACCGACAGACAGCCAAGAGCCUCUCUAACCACUCCAGCAGUAGUGUUUCAGUGAAUGGAGAGGUUGCUGUCAGCGGGACUGAAAGUGGAAGAGGCAGCCCGGUGUGUCCACCUCCUCCGUCACCCUCUGUGUCUCUCUCCACGUCUCUGUCCGCCAGCCCUCCCCCCAGCACUGGAACCCCCAGCCCAGCCAGCACAGAUGUAGGGGACUCUGUCCGCACAGCCACCACCGAACAGCCUGCUGCAGCAAACCAGAACCUCGAAGCCCUGCCAACUGGAUGGGAACAGAGGGUUCUUCCCAAUGGAAGAGUAUACUAUGUUGAUCACAACACGAAGACCACCACCUGGGAAAGACCUCUGCCGCCUGGGUGGGAGAAGCGGGUGGAUCAGCGUGGCAGGUAUUACUAUGUGGACCACAACACCAGGACUACCACAUGGCAGAGACCCACGGCUGAGACAGUACGCAACUACGAGCAGUGGCAGUCCCAGCGAAACCAGCUGCAAGGAGCCAUGCAGCAGUUCAGCCAAAGAUUCCUCUACCAGUCCUCUGGUGUCGCUACAGACAAUGAUCCACUCGGCCCCCAACCUCCAGGCUGGGAAAAACGUCAAGAUAAUGGUCGGGUGUACUUUGUUAACCACAAUACGCGCACCACACAGUGGGAGGAUCCCAGAACCCAAGGGAUGAUUCAGGAGCCACCCCUCCCCCCGGGCUGGGAGAUGAAAUACACCAACGAAGGGGUUCGCUAUUUUGUCGACCACAACACUCGCACCACCAGCUUUAAAGAUCCACGACCUGGUUUUGAUUCAGGUUCAAAACAAGGAGGGUCUCCAGGAGCAUACGAUCGGAGUUUCAGGUGGAAGUAUCACCAGUUCCGGUUUCUGUGUCAUUCUAAUGCACUCCCAAGCCAUGUGAAAAUCAGUGUGUCCAGGCAGACUUUAUUUGAAGAUUCCUUCCAGCAGAUCAUGAAUAUGAAAGCAUAUGACUUGCGUCGCAGGUUGUAUAUAAUAAUGCGUGGAGAAGAGGGGCUGGAUUAUGGAGGCAUUGCAAGAGAAUGGUUCUUCCUGCUGUCCCAUGAGGUAUUGAACCCCAUGUAUUGUCUGUUCGAAUACGCAGGGAAGAAUAACUACUGUCUGCAGAUUAAUCCUGCCUCCUCCAUCAACCCUGACCACUUGUCCUAUUUCCGCUUCAUCGGCAGAUUCAUAGCCAUGGCUCUGUAUCAUGGUAAAUUCAUCGACACAGGUUUUACUCUGCCUUUCUACAAACGCAUGCUGAAUAAAAAACCGACUCUGAAGGACCUGGAGUCGAUUGACCCAGAGUUCUACAAUUCCAUUAUGUGGGUCAAAGAGAAUGAUCUGGAGGAGUGCGGGGUAGAGCUGUUCUUUGCUCAGGACAUGGAGAUAUUGGGAAAGGUGACAACACACGAACUGAUAACAGAUGGGGAGAAUAUGCUGGUGACAGCAGAGAACAAGGAAGAAUACAUCAGACUGCUCACAGACUGGAGGUUCACUCGAGGUGUGGAGGAGCAGACCAAGGAUUUCCUGGACGGGUUCAACGAGGUUGUCCCUCUCGAGUGGCUCAGAUACUUUGAUGAAAAGGAGAUAGAGUUGAUGCUCUGUGGGAUGCAGGAGAUAGAUCUGAGUGACUGGCAGAAAAACACCAUCUACCGCCACUACACCAAAAACAGCAAGCAGAUUCAGUGGUUCUGGCAGGUGGUAAAGGAAAUGGAUAACGAGAAGAGAAUCCGCUUGCUGCAGUUUGUAACAGGAACCUGCCGUCUGCCUGUUGGCGGCUUUACAGAAUUGAUAGGGAGUAAUGGACCCCAGAAAUUCUGUAUUGAUAAGGUGGGGAAAGAGACCUGGUUACCUAGAAGUCAUACUUGUUUUAAUCGACUGGAUCUGCCUCCCUACAAAAGCUUCGAACAGCUGAAGGAGAAAUUGCUUUUUGCAAUCGAGGAAACAGAAGGAUUUGGCCAGGAAUGAAGCACCUCUGAUAGCAUUUAGAAACACAGCAAGAUAUGCAGAGUGUAAUAAUGGUGGUGGUGGGGGGGGGUUCUUAAUUCCUUUUAGAAGUUAAAGCCAAGAACCAUGUGGUGUGGCAUUGAAAUGACACAAUAUACCCAAACAUAUAUCUUCUAUGGGCUUAUCUAAUCACAUGUUCCUGAUGGUAAUAUUGUUGAACAAGUGCCAUUCCCAAAACUUGAGGUGACUUUAACAAGCAGGGGCUGGAACAGAUUCACUUCAGAUUUAAAAAAUAUAUAUAAUGUACAAACAAGUUGGGUCUCAAAGUAUCCAAGUGAUUCUGCCUCAACAGCUUGACUAGGUGACCAGUUCCAUGCCCUCACCACUCUCUGUGUGAAGAAGAGACAUAGACAUUCAAUCCUCAUUUAUUUAUCCAUGUUUUUCAUUUAGCAGCCUUUGUAUCAGAAGUCAAAUCCUUCUAAUGUCUGCAGUAAGGCACUGUACUGAUUUAGUCCUAGUUGUUCACAUUUUAAGGUAAUGUACAAUUAUUUAUAUGAAUAUUAUUAUAUUUAAUACAUUGUUUAAAUAUGCCUCCACCCCACUAUACCAGGUGAUGGCUUGCGGCUACAAAACUCUUAGCUCCAAAUUGUCAUGAACCAGUGCAUCCAAUAAAGUCAACUAACCACAAAACAACUCCAAAAUUUGAUUCAGUGGCUUGUAAGUUGUUUUAGAGUUGUAAUUGUAUGUUUAUUCCUGUCAGAAGAUGAUAAUUCAGAGUCUUUGAGAAUCUGGCCCAUUGUUAUGUUUCCUGAGCAUCCUCAUUUCUGCUCGAGAAAAUCUAACAAGAUCCAUGUGUUGUUGAAAUGUGCACAGCAAGAGAGAAUAAACAAGCACUUUAAGUAUUUGCCGGUGCUCCUCCCUUGUGUGUUCAUUUUUAAUUUGGACCAGUUCUGUUUAGUGAGUACUCAAUGUCUGAAUCACAGCAGUGUCUAGUAAUUCUUUUAUGUUUGUCUAUAUGAUGUAUGUCCCUCUUGAUAGUGAAACUGACAUUUUACGAAAGUAUGUAAUGGAUUUAAUUCUAUGAUAUUUUAUUCUUUAUUUUAGCCUGCCCUCAGUAUCAUCCUUAUUACUGGGUGUGCUUGGCAGUGGUUCCAUUGUGGACAAUGUUGAAGUUAAAUCAUCAUUAGCUGUGACAUUUUCCAAUAGGAAACCUAUUAUAUUCAAUAUAGGAUGAUUCCACUGAAGUAAACCAAGUCUAAAACUUUUCUUAUACUGCCAAAACCAAACUCUGUAUUGCAGUAAUUGAUAAUGAUGUAAAUGGCUAAAUCAAAUGCUUUCUGUAAUAAUAGGGUAAUGCUGGGAGGGUUCUCCAUUCUGUAUGCUAAUGGAAUACUAGACUCCUAAUAUAUUAAGUAAACCCAACAAAUGAGAUAUACCACUGAAGGGAAAACUAUUUAUAUGUACUGUGUCUCUACAGUGAUCCACAUUUCAUGUUUUCAUUUUUUUGUUGUUGUUUUUGUUAGAAGGCAGGUUAUAAAAUCACCAUCACCAGUGCUAACUGUAGAGUUAAUUUUUGCAGAGCCAUUAUCAAAGUCCUUUGCCGAUACGGACUGUUUUUGACCUUAUAUGCUGUUGAGUGUAGGCUACUGGGUUACAGCCAGCACUGUUUGAAUUACUUUCCUGCUUUUAUCUUGUGUUAUGUUUUAGUUGGCAGUGGAAAAAAUCUGAUGGCCUUUUAACAUAGUUACCUACUCAGGCAAUUGGGAUAUCCACCAGAUUUAGUACAUUAAUUACAUUGUUUAACUUUAAAGACAUUGAAAUAUUUCUGCACAGUGGUGUUUAGUAGAAUUAUAGAAACUGAAUAUCCCUGUGUUCAUUGUGACCCCAUCAGAGAAUCCGAUUCAAAAACCAGCUGUCCCAUAUCUUCAUCUGGUACCACUCUUGUUUUUCUUUUUUUUUUUUUUUUAACAACCAAUACUCUUUUUAUGGAAAAUGACACUGAGCUGCUAACAAGUAUGUUAUACCCAUCCUCCCCUUUUAGUAUUUUUAACAUGUUUCAUCAGACCUAGUAAGCAGUUAAAUAUAUGAGUUUGCUGCCUACAAAUAUUAAAAUAGCUGGAAUGACCUUUUAAGGAUUUGUAGUGUCCCGCCUGUUACAGUUGCACUUUUUUUAGGGCACUAAUUGUAUUUAAUUAAACAUCAUGUGACACAAAACACAACUUAUAGCUGCUGCCGUUUGGAGACAAUAAGUUAGUCAAUUACUGAACGCCACCCCACCCUAUACUUUACGGAAUUGCCCACUGGAAGUGAAAUGAGCUCCCCAGUGAUGUCACUGCAGAGCCACCCUUCCUGAUUAGACUGCUGAUUGAGGGGAGGGGGGGGGGGGGGGGCAAAAACAGCAAACUCGUUAUGCAAACCCCCUUUGUUUGUUGUUCAAACCAAUUUACCAUUUCGAGAAACUUCUUUUAUAGCUGCAUGUUUGCAAGGUGGUAGAAUGCUAUUAAGAACCAGCUUACCGCCUGCUCAUUUCCUGGGCACUACCCAAUAAAAAUAUCUUCCAGACGUGGUAACUUAUUAGGUCCUAGUGCAGCCUAUAUACUGUGAAGUUGGGAGGAGACAAAAAGCCAGAGCUCCAACAGGAGAGUGUCUCUACGCAUACUGCCUUCGUGGACACUUUGCUGACAGUAACUCUUAAACAUGAUGAAUCAGCCUGCAAAGACAACUUUUGACAGCCGUUUGCUGGUCAUUUUGUCUGUCAUUUCGUUUCUAAGGUAAAAAGACUGGUUUAAUGUUGUCGUUUAGUUUAAUGUAGAGUGGCAGGUUGAAUGAGAGAUUCCUCCUUAAUUUUAAAUGAUACUUGUUAUACUUAAAUGAUGGACCUGCAUAACCACUGAGAAACAUUCGAUGCAGAGCCAGUUCAGCUUCCUUCAGUCUCAAUUCCUGCACAUCACAGAAUCCUUUAAAUGUUAUUGCAAACUACAGCCCAGAUACCACUGCACUCAAUUAAACAUGUUCUGUAUCCCUAAAGCAGAGUGUACUGUCAGACUGCAUACCAGCUUGUUUUAAUAAACCAUUGGCUGAUUGGUUUAAACUUUUUUUUUUUUUUUGCGAAACAAAAUAAAUGGAUUCAAGUGUGAUGUCACUUGGCUAAUGUUUAGUGACUGCUGCCUUGGAUACAGAAAUUUGGCAAAACAGAAGCGUAUUUAAGUACUGCUUUUCAGUAGACAUCGGUCGCAUUUGAAAAUCUCUGCUUUAUGUAACUACUUUCCCAAAGAGUUGAUUUUAAGUAGUGAAGUGAAGUGACCAUGCUGUAGCUAUUAUAUAUGCCCCAUGUCUUCCUGUUAAGAAUGUAAUUAAAUUAUUCUGAAUUGAUGGUAGAAAAUGAAAGCCUUGUGUUAGUAGUCAACUGUGGUUAAUUGAGUAUAAUAUCUAAUAGAAAGUGAUUGUUGGCAGGGUAAACAAUUUAACAUAUUUAAAUACGGACCUAUUCAGAUUUAGACAGACAGGAAAGUUCUUUAAUGUUUUCAGCUCUUUUAGAGGGUUUUUAUAUUGUGAAUCUUAGCUUUCAGAGUUUAAGUCCAACCUCCUUCAUUUAUUUUUUUACUUUUUUUGUUUUAAUGUGCAAGACAAAUGAUUUAACUGGUAAAAAAUUAUUUCUCUUAAAUGCAGAGGUCAAUUGCAAAUGCAACAUCAACAAUAAUACAAAAUGUAAUAAAGUUGAAAUUUGUGUCUUGGUACCAGCAAUUAUGACGUUGCCACAAGUUCAGUCCAGGUCUAAUUAUUAUUAUUAUUAUUAUUAUUAUUAUUAUUAUUAUUAUUAUUAUUAUUAUUAUUAUUAUUAUUAUUAGUUUAUUUAGCAGACGCCUUUAUCCAAGGCGACUUACAGAGACUAGGGUGUUUGAACUAUGCAUCAGCUGCAGAGUCACUUACAACAACGUCUCACCCGAAAGACAGAGCACAAGGAAGUUAAGUGACUUGCUCAAGGUCACACAGUGAGUCAGUGAGGGAGCCGGGAUUUGAACCAGGGACCUCCUGGUUACAAGCCCUUUGCUUUAUCCACCAGGGGCCUAUAAUUGGGGAAGCCAAAUGACAACUAGCUAAUUUAUAUAGAAACUAAUUAAGAUAAGCUUGGUUAGAUUUAAAAAUUACUACGAAAUUCAUAUUUGAUUGUUUCUUGCAUGACUGAAGAACUAAAUACCCCUCUUUUAAUUUUUUAAGCAGUGAAAGUAUAGCAAUGAAAUGGGAACAAUGAUACAUACAUUUUAGUACAUAAAAUCCCUACAUAAAAAGUGUGAAUAUGUCAGAUAAAAAUAAUCAUUUGCUCCCUUAAAUGCUAACAUAUAUUUCCUUUUAAGUGUACAGUUGAUAAGCUUUUGUGACAUUAAGCCUUUUUAUGUUGUGAACUGCAGUGUUAUGAUAAAAAAAAAAAAGAUAUUUAGGAAAUUGCUGUUCUGGCUUCAAGUAAGUUUGAAAUGAAAAAGGGAUGUGUACAAUAAUACAAUGACCAACAGCUCUUAUAUGCCACCAGCCUGUCUCUGUAUAGUAAAAUGAAUCUUUAUGUGCAAUAAUAAAAUAGUUAUUACAAAUGUG